This is a messenger RNA of Cloeon dipterum, 2578 nucleotides long. RefSeq names its product sialin. Gene Ontology annotation, cellular component: membrane. NCBI's taxonomy places the organism in Eukaryota, Metazoa, Arthropoda, Insecta, Ephemeroptera, Baetidae. Gene Ontology annotation, molecular function: transmembrane transporter activity. Bases 204 to 1736 code for a protein of 510 amino acids. The transcript is spliced from 10 exons. The record is from RefSeq and is a predicted model, not a curated record. Gene Ontology annotation, biological process: transmembrane transport; monoatomic anion transport.
CUGGCGUUGGCGCGGUGCUCGGUCGUUCGGUGCGCGAGCCGAGCCAUCAGUCGGGUUCAGUGGCUCCGCAGCAGCCGUCGCAUCCGCCUGUACCAGCCCUUUUCGCCUCUCUAAGCAGCCCUUGGCAACCCUCGCGGCGCCGCUCCGUCCCUUCGCCGCCACUUUAAGUUUCCUCCGGUUGAUCGUUAAAACCGGCAGCAGCAAUGGGCAAAGGCAUCUUCACGACGAUUUCAGAGAAGCUAACAUGCCUGCAGGUGUUGAACUUCAUGGUGCUGACGGGCUUCAUGUUCAACUACAUGUUGCGCGUCAACCUGACCAUCGCGAUCGUGGCCAUGGUGGAGCCGACCAACAAGACGAUGACAAUCGACAACGACACCAACACGGCCCACUACCACGAGUACGAGUGCUACAAGCCACCGGCAGUGUCUAUCAUUCCUGAAGACAAUGCAACCUCCGACGCCACCAUGAAGCCGCCCGUGGCUGAGCUCGAGCAGACGCGGUUCAACUGGGACGAGCCGACGCAGAACCUGAUCCUUGGCUGCUUCUUCUGGGGCUACGUGCUGACCGAGUUGCCGGGCGGGCGAAUGGCCGAGGUGUUCGGCGCCCGCAGGAUCUUUGGCUACUCGAUGCUGAUCGCGUCCAUCAUGACCCUGGCGACGCCACUCGCCGCCAACAUCAGCCACUACGCCGUCGUCGCGCUGCGCGUCGUCAUUGGCUUCACCCUCGGUGCGACCUGGCCAGCCAUCCAGCCCAUGGCUUCCAAGUGGAUUCCGCCCAUGGACCGCAGCAAGUUCAUCGCCAACAUGAUGGCUUCUUCGCUGGGUGCUGCGCUAACGAUGCCAAUGUGCGGCUACCUGAUCGCCCACCUCGGGUGGGAGUCUGUGUUCUACGUCACCGGCACUAUUUCCAUCGUCUGGAGCAUCCUCUGGUUCCUUCUGGUCUUCGACUCGCCCGCCGAGCACCCCAGGAUCGCUGACGAGGAACGCAGGUUCAUUGAGAACGCCAUUGGAACCGGAACUGCCAAGGGAAAGCCUCCAAGUGUGCCAUGGGGCAAGAUGCUGACCUCUCUGCCCGUGUGGGCCAUCAUCAUCACUCACGCUGCCAGCGUGUUCGGCUACUUCACCGUCGUCAACCAGCUGCCUACCUACAUGAAAAAUAUUCUCGGCUUCAACAUCAAGGAGAACGGUUUGCUGUCCAGCUUGCCCUACUUUGGAAAGUACUUCUUCGCCAUCACCACCAGCUACAUCGCUGACUACCUCCGCAAAUCGGGAACACUCAGCACCACCGCCGCCAGGAAACUCUUCACAGGAUUUGCCGUGGGUGUGCCAGGUCUGUUCAUGAUGUCGCUGGUGUUCUUCGGCUGCGACCGCUUCUGGUCCGUCUUCUUCUUCACGGCGGCGCUGACCAUCAACGGCGCCGUCACCGCUGGCUACCUUGGCAACGGCCUCGACAUCGCACCUAAUUUCUCUGGCACCAUCUUCGGCCUGGCUAACACCCUGUCCUCCUCUGGUGGCUACAUCUCCACCUUCAUGGUCGGCGUUUUCACCAAUAACAACCAAACAUUCAACCAGUGGAGCAAGGUGUUUGGCGUGCUGGCCGGCACGUACACGACAGGCGCGCUGAUGUUCCUGAUCUUCGGCUCUGGCGAUAUGCAGGAGUGGAAUAACCCGAAGAAGGAGACCAAGGAGGACCCCGAGGCGCAGCAGGAGAUGCUGCCCGUGCGCACCAAGCACUGAGCGAGCCCCGAGGAGUCGUUGGCUCGGCCCGGCCCGGCCGCCUCCGCACGCAGCAGCCAGAGAGAAGCAUUUCAUCGACGCCCUGUUUGCUUCCUAUAUACCCACGCCGUAAAUCACAACAAAAAAUAUUAUUCGAAUGCGAAUUCAAAUCUGUUCCAUAUUAGUGAGAGAGAAAGAGCACCGAAACAAUUAUGAGAUACAUAUUCGUGUCAAUUGCCGCAAAUUAAUUAUUCUAUCUAUACAACUCAAAGUACAUAAUGAAAAGUGUCUUAAAUGUCAAAUUCCAUGCUUUUUUUGUGCCAUUUUUCAGCCGUUUUCACUCUUAAGAGCACAAAAGCGAGUUUUCGAGCUGCUUUUGCUGAAUCAUUUUCAACAUGGGUUGUGAGAGUGAGUGCAGAACUAGAACGAAUGAGAGAGAGAGAGAGAGCAUAUAUAUAUUUUGUAGUCCGUAAGUGUAUAACUGUUUUCUGCCGACUCUUCAGUGGCAGCAGGUCCGUGUCAAUCUUGGCAGCAAUAAUAUUCAGGUUUAGAAAACUAGUGAGUGUGUGUCAGUGACGCAGAAUUUUAAGCAAAGUGUUGAGAUAGAGAAUUAAGAAAAGUGUCGGUAGGACGUUUGUUACCAAAAUUAGACACUGUAUUUUGAACCGGCUGGCGGGAAGCGCCAAAGUGAGAAAUUAUCAAUUAUUGUAAUACAUACACGCUUCCACCGCGAAUUUCAUAUACAAUUUAAAUCCUUUUGCUUUUUACUCUUUAAGCGACGACGAUAUGUAUUCUGUUAUAUACGUAAAAUCUUCGUUUUGUAGCAGCUGUGAAAUAAAAUUAAAUAAAAACUUGAAAUUUUA